CCCAUUUCCAGCAUUGUCUGCAUUUUUAUGAAAGCAAGAUGCUGUCGUGCACAUGGCAGAACCGGAGUUAUUACACUAACAGAACGCCGUAUCCUCACUGGCAAAUCAAGAAGGCUCAGUAAAGGUGCCUGGAUGCACUCGGGCAUCAAGAAGAUCGAACCACCAGGUAGGGACCUCGAUAAAAGGUGGCGGCGAGCGCCAUUUCACGAUCCCAUUGCCAUGAUCUCGGUGAUGAUUGCGAUGAUCGUCCCGUAGAAGAUCUAGAAGGAAAG
This is a messenger RNA of Laetiporus sulphureus 93-53, 272 nucleotides long. RefSeq lists its product as uncharacterized. The record is from RefSeq and is a predicted model, not a curated record. NCBI's taxonomy places the organism in Eukaryota, Fungi, Basidiomycota, Agaricomycetes, Polyporales, Laetiporaceae. The coding region runs from base 28 to 255 and encodes 75 amino acids. The transcript has a single exon.